This is a messenger RNA of Mesorhabditis belari, 1242 nucleotides long. The record is from the annotation of a GenBank genome assembly. NCBI's taxonomy places the organism in Eukaryota, Metazoa, Nematoda, Chromadorea, Rhabditida, Rhabditidae.
AUGCCGGAGAAAGGAGAAAAUAAUGCCGAAGAGGAUUCAAUUCCUUUCACAAAAAUCUACUCAAUGUACCAAGACACCCAUGUGAUGAUCUUUAUCGGUUUCGGCUUUUUGAUGACAUUUUUGAGGAGGUACGGUUUCUCGGCUUUAUCACUCAAUCUAUUGCUGGCAGUGAUCUCAAUCGAAUGGUCGUUGAUUGUCAGAGGAUUUUUCUCCGAUCACUUCCGUGAUCACGGGAAAUUCGCGAUCAAAUUGGAGAGUCUUCUAUCAGCUGAUUUCUCAGCAGCAGUCGUGCUGAUCUCGAUGGGUGUCAUGUUGGGGAAAUUCACCCCGAUGCAGUACAUUCUGAUGACAGUUAUCGAGAUCCCAGUGGCGGUGGUCAUCGAAUGGAUUGUGAUCAGUAAAUUGAAGAUUAACGACGCUGGUGGGUCGAUUAUUUUGCAUACAUUCGGCGCCUAUUUCGGACUGGCGUGCAGUUGGGCUUUUCGCAAACCCAUCCAGCGAACUCACAAGCACGAGGGAUCAAUUUAUCACUCGGAUCAAUUGGCGAUGAUUGGCUCAAUCUUUUUGUGGAUUUGUUGGCCUUCCUUCAACGCGGCCACCUCCGAUCCGCAAGAUGGGAGAGAGCGAGCUGUGCUCAACACAGUGAUUUCUCUUGUCGGCUCAACGAUCGCCACUUUUCUCGUUUCACAAGCUGUCGAUCAUCAACGCAAAUUCGACAUGGUCACUAUCGCAAAUUCAACUUUGGCAGGAGGAGUGGCUAUUGGAACUGUCGCGAACGUCGUUUUAACGCCAGUUUUCUCUCUGUUGAUCGGCUUCAUCGCGGGCACUGUUUCGGUGAUCGGCUACAAGUUUUUGACGCCAUAUCUGACGAAUCGUUUCGGCUUACACGACACUUGCGGGGUGCACAAUUUGCAUGGGAUGCCCGGGUUGAUCGCCGGGAUUUCCUCGGUGUUAGUCGUCGUGAAUCCCGAGGGGAAAUAUGGGAACAGCAUUGCUGAGCUCUAUGACGGAGUGCGGACGACGAUGAAUGGCGAGAGUGGAUUCGUUUAUGGGGUUCAAGCAAUCCACCAACUCAUCGCUUUGCUCAUCGUUGUUUGCGCCUCCAUUGUGGCUGGUUUGCUCACCGGUUUCUUCCUUCGAUUGCGAUUUAUUAGACAAAUUCGAGACGAUGAGCAUUUUUCUGAUGCCGAUUUUUUCGAAACACCACACGAUUUUGAAAUCCUCACAAAUGGAAAAAGUGAA